CUACUCACUAUUCCACUAUUUCAAACAGCUGAUUUCCAAGAAAGAAAGGGAUCAUUCGGAAGAAAUGGUUAGCAGAUGACAUAGAGAAUAGCGAUGAAAUUAUAUCACACAGUAGCUGGUUUAAUCUCUCUUGGCACUUUUCAUUUUCUAUCAGUGGGUAUGAUAGGGCUAGCUUGUUAGCAAUUUAGCUAGCUGGCAACCCCGGCUAACGUUAGUGAUGCAAAACUGACUUUCGUUGUGUAAAAUCAAAAGAGGACUUCUUUGCGCUGCGAACCACGCGGGUUGGUUUUUCGUUAAUUUCGUUUCGUCUACUGAAAGUGUUUUUUGGUCAAAGCAAAUAUAUAGGUCACGAAAGUCUGCUAGCUAAAUACCCGGCUGUCUUAUAUGGGCCAUGGAACAGCUGGUUAGCAUUCGGUCUAAUGCCAGCUAGUUAACGUUCUACGAAUCUGAAUUUCAUUGACCGACAACUCGAGCUGGAAGAACCUGGUGUUUGCUACCUUUUUUAACAUUUUUAUUUAGCUACCUCGGAAACUGGUUAGCUAUAACAUAAGCUAGUGUAUGCAAACACAGGUGUGUGUACUUUUCGGUUUAGCUAGCUCGUUAGUUAACAUCAACCAGACAAAGGUUGCUAUCUGAGCCCGGGGCAAUAAACUAAUGUAGUGCGAGCUGGUAGCCAGGUAAUGUAACAUAGCAUUGUUAGAUAAGGGGAGACUUCUUACUCAUCGUAAAAUUAGGCCACAAAACAGAAAGCACAAAUGUAUUAACAAUGAUAGGCAUUGCUUCCCCCAGCCAGACUGGUUGAUUGAGUAUGUGAUCGCUGGUCAAUUAGAUAGCGUUUGUGUCGAUAUACCUCAGGAAUUUCUGGACCCGACAGUGUUUUCGAUCACACUGCUGACGUUAUAUUUUUGGUUUUCUGUCGUGACCUAACGUUACCUACCUCACUAAAGCCAAUAAUGGUGAUUCCACGACAAUAGUCUAAUAGCAAGCUAAAUAACACUGCUCCUGUUAUUAUAUAGCUAACAAGAUAGCUGCUAGCCAUAUCAGACAUGGUUUACAUUCUCUGUUGCAUGUUCUACAAGCAAGGAACAGAGUCACAACCAUGCCUGCAUAGAAUACUGAAGUCAAGCUCUCGGUUCAUGUAUAUGUAAUGCAUGCAACGCUCAAAGCGAGUACAGUAUUAGACAUAGCUCCCAAACGAACCCUUCUGAUAGGGGUUUGAAAUAGAAUGGCAUUCCAUGGUACAGGCCUGCAGCAGACAGUAUGUGGUAACCUGUUCCCCGGAUCUGAGUUGGGGCAUAACAAGUAUUUUUGCGUCAACACCUCAACUGGAACCACUUCCACGGGCCUCAGUGCAACUCCAAGUCUAACUGGACCCACUACCCCGGCGGGGACGCCUCGACACCCGACGUCUCUUGGGGGAAGCACCGGUGGUGGGGCAGCUGUACCACAGCCUCAUAGUAGUCCUGCCAGUGAAGUGCCAAGCCCUGCUGAGAUGGAGCCUGAUCGACCUAUCGGUUAUGGCGCAUUUGGUGUGGUCUGGUCAGUGACAGACCCUCGUGACGGGCGUAAGGUAGCCCUGAAGAAGAUGCCCAAUGUCUUCCAGAACCUAGUCUCCUGUAAGAGGGUCUUCAGAGAGCUGAGGAUGCUCUGCUUCUUCAAACACGACAACGUGUUGUCAGCGCUGGACAUUCUGCAGCCUCCGCAGAUCGACUGCUUCGAGGAAAUCUACGUGAUCACUGAGCUGAUGCAGAGUGACCUCCACAAAGUCAUCGUGUCUCCCCAGCCCCUCACCACCGACCACAUCAAAGUGUUCCUCUACCAGAUCCUCAGAGGGCUGAAGUACCUGCAUUCUGCUAGCAUCCUGCACAGGGACAUCAAACCUGGGAACCUGUUAGUCAACAGCAAUUGCCUGCUCAAGAUCUGUGACUUUGGGCUGGCACGUGUGGAGGAGCCGGACCAGUCUCGUCACAUGACCCAGGAGGUGGUGACUCAGUACUACCGGGCUCCUGAGGUGCUGAUGGGCAGCCGCCAUUAUGGCUCUGCCAUAGACGUCUGGUCGGUGGGAUGCAUCUUCGCCGAACUACUGGGUCGACGCAUCCUGUUCCAGGCCCAGAGCCCCAUACAACAGUUGGAUCUGAUCACUGAUCUGCUGGGUACCCCUCCUCUCUCUGCCAUGGCAUCUGCCUGUGAGGGGGCCAGAGCUCACAUCCUGAGAGGACCUCACAAACCGCCGUCACUCUCUGUGUUAUACAUGCUGUCGGACGGGGCGACCCACGAGGCCGUGCACCUGUUGUGUCGUAUGCUGGUGUUUGAUCCGGCCAAACGGAUCUCGGGCAGCGACGCCCUCUCCCACCCCUACCUGGACGAGGGCCGUCUGCGCUACCACACGUGCAUGUGCCAGUGCUGCUACUCGGUGCCCAGCGGGCGUGUGUACACGCGGGACUUUGAACCGCCCGCCGACCGCAACUUCAGCCACAGCUACGAUAACAGCCUGCUCUCUGUCUGGCAGGGCAAAGAGCUCAUCCAUCACUUCAUAACAGAGCACCAGCAGGGGAAACGAGUGCCGCUGUGCAUCAACCCCCAGAGUGCUGCCUUCAAGACCUUCAUCAGGUCUACUGCGUGGCAUUCCUCCAAAGUCUCCAGGAAGGAGGAGAGAUGAAGGGGAGUGUCAUUCAUGUACAAGAGGAAUCGUGGGAAAUUCAGUUUGAUAAAAAGAACAAGACAAGCUUUGGUCCAUAUAAUCGAGAGGCUUGGGUUUCUCUGGAUGAAGGGGAGGUGUGAAUGAAACCGUACGCCAGCCUCUCCGAGAGAAGAACAGUGUCUGUCAGAGGAAAUCCUCACUUUUAUUAAAGACUACAUUUCCCUUCAAUGAAAACUACAGUUCCCAACUAUGAAAACUACUAUUGACACUGGGGGAAGACUUGAGGACACCAACGCUAUAGGCAUUUCUAAAAUGUGCUGCUGGAUUUAAAAAAGGAAUAAAGAAAGAGCGAAGACUGGUAGAAGAGAAAUGAUUGGAAACAUUUAUUACUAGAAGAGUUGAGGUUGGUUGUGUUGUGCUCCAACGUGGUUGAUGGCGGAGACAAAGGAAUAGCUGUUUUAUUAUUUAUGUUGAAUAAUUGUUCUGCUCUGUUAAGUCAUUCCAGCUGCGUGCAAUAUGAUGAAAAGCAACGUGCUCCUGGCGAUACCAUACUCUCUUUACCUGUGCGCUCAGUGACUUAGGCAUGUUAAUGUCACAUUGAUGACCCUACCUUUUUUAAUCAUUGGUUCUAUUGAUUUGGUUUGAGAGUUUCACUGGACCCAUUCUCAAUAUCUUCGGUAAACUGGUCUUAGAUCUGCGCUACAAAGCAACCUCUGGCCUUGAGCGUGGCUCCGUGCUACUUCUGGGACUCGAGGUAGAUGGAGCCUCGCCCAUGUUUUUAAAAUCAUAUUAUUUUAUAUUUUAAUUUAUUGUUUGAUUUAGCUUCUCUGAGUGGCAGUUUGAGUUUGAGCACAUGUUGUUCCCAUGUACUGAGUAGUCAGCCAUUUCGGUGUGUGUGUGUGUGUGUGUGUGUGUGUGUGUGUGUGUGUGCGCUCACGUGUGUAGAGUUUAAGGGAAUGUGCAGUUUUCUACUUCAAUGAUCUCAUUACCUCAAACAGUUGGAGUCAAAAAGGGAACCCAGAGAGAGUCUACUGGGUAAAGUGUACAUAGAUCCAACUCAACUACUACGUACUGUAACGUGAUGUCAUUCCUUUGUACUAAAUCACUGUCCUUAAGCUCUCUCUGUCACUUGCCUAAUUUCUCCCUCUUGGAGAGAGGGAAGGAGGGACAGGUGGCGGGAAGAACAGCUUGUUGAAAUGUGUUGGUGAAAUUGCUGCUGUGUUUUGAUUUUCCUUUAUUGGUUUAUUUCCAGUUGAGUUCACGGCUCAGGUGUUCCGUUGCAAAGUACUGUGGACCCGACCACGCAAAUACACACCGAUUAUUAUUCACCAAUAACAUUGUGCCUCAAUUUUUUUAUUUAUUUUACCCACAAAGAGGAACCACAAAGCUCUGUGCGCUGAAGCUCUGACUGGAGCUAGUACUAACUAAAAUGAGGCUCCUGAAGACGCCAUACUGUGCUUGAUGGCAUUGCCAUCAUGGCAGUGGUCAGGCCCUUGUCCCACCACUUGAUGGUGCUAUUGGCAGUGUAGGCUAGGGGGUGAUGGGGAUUGCCAAAAUGUUUCACUUAAACCUGCAUGUAUGUAUUUAUGAUUAAAAAAAGGACGAGGAUUUGGAUGCAGUGCAAUGGGAGUUGUCGCCAUGGACAAACCUUCCUUGUGGUGAUGUUAAUUAGUUUUUAGGAAAUAUUUUUUGUUUUAAUGUGUUUUUAUUUCGGACUGUUUUGUGAUGUGAUUCAUUUAAAAAGUUUUUGGGGGUUUUCACAACUUGGCUAUUGUCUUUAGUAGAGAGUCAAAGCAGGCUGGGUUUUAGAAGAGCUCACCAGGGCCUGUCGCUCUCCCUUACACCCUCCUUUCUUCUCUCUAUCCCCCUCACACUGUCCUCUCGUCUCUGUUUGCCUUUUAUAGCAGGGUCGUAUUCCCUAGGCACCGAAAAGAAAAGACUCAAACUGUGAGGGACUACUUGAACUUGUCCAACAAGAAACUUGAUGCAAAUUGUGUUCCUACAGUGUGCACUAAGGAGUAUGACCCAGCUAUGCUUGAGGUAGAAGCCAAUAAGGACAUCUUCCUCAUUGGAGGAGCUUCCUCUGGCAGUUAAAUAGUUUAAAGCAGCUUUUCAUCCUCUCCUUCUUUCCUUUAUUGGCACUGAUAGACAGGUUGAAGCAAUGUAGUAGAGAGAAGCUCAGUUGGGGAUUUGCUUUCACAUGCCCAGUUCUCUUCAGGCCAGGAUCCAUCCCAAAUGGCAACCCAUUCCCUUUCUAGUGCACUACUUUUGAGGGUCCUGGUCAAAAGUAGUGCACUAUAAUAGGGUGCCAUUUGGGAUGUACACCCCUUACUGAAGGAAAGGAAGCAAGUCUGUAUCCUUCGUUUGUGCAUCAGUAGGCACGGGAGAGAGACUACACCUGGGAAUGUAGAUGUUAGAAAUACGGGAGAAAAAACUGAUACGUGUGUUUUUGAUUGUUCUGAAUAUGAAACCGAUGUUUUGAAAAAAAAAACCUUUUUUUUUGUCAUGAUAUUUUAGGAAAAGUCCUUGACUUGUGUUCCCAACAAAUACUUGAAUUUCUUAAGAAAACAACUAGAGUAAAGUAGUGAAUGAAUAAAUGGAUAGUCACUGGAUAAUA
Molecule: messenger RNA, 5258 nt
Organism: Oncorhynchus tshawytscha (Chinook salmon)
Lineage: Eukaryota; Metazoa; Chordata; Actinopteri; Salmoniformes; Salmonidae
Product: serine/threonine-protein kinase NLK2
Exons: 11
Coding region: 1226-2659 (477 amino acids)
Biological process (GO): intracellular signal transduction; protein phosphorylation
Cellular component (GO): nucleus; cytoplasm
Molecular function (GO): ATP binding; MAP kinase activity
Source: RefSeq, a predicted model, not a curated record